Neoarthrinium moseri is the source of this 1179-nucleotide messenger RNA. RefSeq lists its product as uncharacterized. The transcript has a single exon. The record is from RefSeq and is a predicted model, not a curated record. Gene Ontology annotation, cellular component: nucleus. NCBI's taxonomy places the organism in Eukaryota, Fungi, Ascomycota, Sordariomycetes, Amphisphaeriales, Apiosporaceae. The coding region runs from base 1 to 1179 and encodes 392 amino acids.
AUGGCCUUGGUAGACUACUCCGACUCGGAAUCCGAUUCAGAGGCCGUCGUCCAACCUCCCCCGAAGCCAGCGCCAGCGCCGGCGUCUGCGACAGCGAAGAAACCCAUCCAGAGAGUAGUCGACCGCUCCAACCCGCGCAGGAUCGUCGUGAGCCUGUCGGGCGCUGGUGGACAUGAUGAUCAGAAGCCUCGAGAGAAGGGCGACGAGCCGCCUGCGAAGCGCGCCAGGACCGGCGGCGGCGCAUUCGGUGGAUUUGCCUCCCUGCUCCCGCCACCCAAAAACCCGAGCAAGCCCGCAGCGGCCAGCAGCGCAGGCGGAGCCAGUGCAAGCGUCGGAAAGAGCGCGCCGCCUCGUGUGGGCGUGAAUCUUAAGACCGGCGCGGCUCCUGGUUUCAGCAGGAGCAAUGGGGACGACGGUUAUACAGAAGACGGGGAGUCUGCAUCCAAGCAGCCCUCCAUACCCGAGGGACAGAAGCCGGCCGAGGAAGUCAAGCUUGUUGGGAAGCCGUUGAUGUUCAGGCCGCUAUCCGUAUCAAGAAAGCCCAAGAAGGCCGCAAACACAGCAGGGAAAGCAACCAAGAAUGUGGCAACAACACCAAGCGCAUUUCCAACCGCGUCUACAAUACCCGAACAGCAACUUAAGAAUGAACCGCCGCCAGCCAAGAAGAAGAAGGUCUCUCUCUUCUCCAUAUCCGCUGAGACUGAUGCCGACGCCGCGUCGGACACUACGCCGAACUCGGGUGCCUAUGAGCCCAUGUUUAUGGAGGAUGCGCCAGGCGUCCCUGAGGAUUUCUCCGCAUACGACGCGCAGAACUCCAGUGCAUACAGUCAGCCCGCCGCCGGCGCCUCCAAGGCCGAGUCGCUAGACACGAUAGCAUCAGACAUGAACCUGUCCGCUGCGGCGCGGCGAGAGUUGUUCGGCCGUCGUGGUGCUCCCGCGCCCUCGCAGUCUGCCACCAAGGUCAUCAACUUCAACACGGACCAGGAAUACGCCCACAACGAGGAGCUCCGCGCCUCGGGCGAGCAGCAGAUCUACAACCCUGUGCGGGCCAUUGCGCCGGGUAAGCACAGUCUGCGGCAGCUGGUCACCCAAGUCCACAACCAGAAGGAUGCCCUCGAGGAGAGCUUCGCCAAGGGCAAGAGCAACCAGAACGCAGCUAGGUCAAGGUAUGGCUGGUGA